AUGCCGGAUCCCUGUGUAAUAUGUACUACCGCCAUCACGCGGUCAAACCCAGGUAUUACCUGUCGGGGCCCGUGCCGAAAACUGUUUCACCUGAAAUGUGCUAAACUCCCGAGUACUAUCGCCGACGUACCGCAGAAUGCAGGACUAACUUGGAAUUGCGAGAAGUGUUUGAAUUCAGGCAGCGAGUCGGUAUUAUCGAUAACGCAGUUUGAUCAGCUUCUGCAGAAAAUGAACAUGUUAUCUAAUGACCUGAGCCAGGUUAAAUCACAAAAUUGCGAAAUAGUUAAAUCACUUCAGUUCUUCAGUGACAAAAUUGAUGAUUUUUCCAAGAAAAUGGAGACUUUCGAUGAUACUGUGAAAACUGUGGAUGUUAUUCAAAAUGAUAUUCAGAAACUUAGAGCAGAAAAUGUCCAGCUUCGGACCGACAUUGAAUGGUUACAACAACAAGGAAGAUUAUUGAAUUCCGAAAUCCGGGGUUUUCCUGAACAGAAAAAUGAGAAUCUGAUUGAUAUUGUAAUAAGCAUUGCAAAGUCCAUAAACUGCAUUGUUAACAAAAACGACAUUCAGACCGCCCACCGGGUGUCUCCCUACAACCGUGAUAAUGACGUGAAAGACCCUAAAACUUGCCGAGGUAUUGUUGUGUCAUUUUCCAAUAUGAAGAUCAAAAACUCAUUUAUGAAUGCUGUUAGGCUAAAUAAUAAGAGUUCGAAUAUUAUUACUGCUGAUCAAAUUGAUACUACACUGGAAAACAGAAAGAUAUUCAUAAGUGACCAUCUCUCACCCGCGAAUAAAUUCUUACACAAGAAAACCAGAGAUUUUUGCAAGAAUAAUAAUUUCCAGUUUUGUUGGAUUAAAGAUUCGAAAAUCUUUGUCAGGAAAAAUACCACAAGUCGUAUUAUACAGGUGAUCAAUGAAUCUACGAUCGAUAAAUUAUUGAAUUAA
This is a messenger RNA of Phaedon cochleariae (mustard beetle), 942 nucleotides long. The record is from the annotation of a GenBank genome assembly. NCBI's taxonomy places the organism in Eukaryota, Metazoa, Arthropoda, Insecta, Coleoptera, Chrysomelidae.